Molecule: messenger RNA, 1644 nt
Organism: Paraglomus brasilianum
Lineage: Eukaryota; Fungi; Glomeromycota; Glomeromycetes; Paraglomerales; Paraglomeraceae
Source: the annotation of a GenBank genome assembly
AUGCGCGACAGGUUGGCGGCAACAAUUGGAUCACGAUCUACUCUAAAAAAACUGUCCAAGAAGGAUGUUAACUCUGUGAAUUUAAUAAGAGCUUGCAAUUACAUUGUCUCUCCGCCAGAGCCUCUUGCUUUGAGACUGACGUCCAAUCUGAUGGUCGGUAUAGCAAGAAUAUAUUACCAACAAUAUCAAUUCUAUUAUGCUGAAGUAAACAAUGUUUGGGGUCGACUUCGAAAAAAUCUUGUAUCUCUCGAAACCAAUGAAGUAGUAAACAUGCCAUUGACAGAAGCCAGGCAAGAAUCAAUCACAAUUGCAGAUGAUCCUGACUUUGAAAUCGAAAUGACGUUAUCGAAUCUCAGUACAGUUCCAGAUUUCUUGACUUUUCAGUCCAUCGAUCAUGAAGCCUAUAUUCGUAAUGCUUUCUCCUCGACUGCCACACUCUCUCCUGCAUCCACCCUUCAUUCGGUGUUUCCUCUUUCAACUAUCGACAUGCAAGAUGAUUUAUUACAGUCAGAUGAUAUGGAUAGAAUACAGAUAACCUUUGACGCUAACGGAACGCUAUAUGACCGUAACAUUUCCGAUGAACAUGACAACAGAGAUGCAGAUAUCAUGAUGGAUGUCGGAGAAGAAGCGCUUGGAGAAAUAUACAGACAAGUUGCUGAAGAACACUACAGAAUGGAUGAUAAUGAAAAUGGCAGGAGAAGGCAAAAACAAAGGGUGAAACGGGGAGAGCGAGAAACUGAGGAAACUGUUGAUGGGUCUGAAAGUAGAAAUGAAGAAUGUGAAGCCGAUGAUGAAAGAAUGAUGGAUGACGUUUCUCAAUCAGCAGAAGUUUUGCAAUUGCAAACAUCAACUCAACCAACGCGUCGACAGAAACGUCGAAGAAGUCUAAUGGAUGAUCCUAAUGAACUUACAAUGGCCGAGCUUAUUCUUAUGCGAAAUAGUUAUUCAAGUGAUUUAGACAAGGCUCAGCAUCGCCUUGCAUACAGCGAUAGACUGUGGACUGCAACUGCAAACAACGUUCCACCACCAGAAGACUCUGAAAACAUAAUUCAGACAGUAAACCCACUGACCCAAGAACCGGAACACGUUCGGCGAGCACUUCGAAUAAGCCAAAAUAAUUCGAGCAUUGAUGUGGAUGACAUCCCUGACUUUGGCGAUCACCUCGAUCACGGAUCUUCGGUUGAUACCGCUAAUGGAAGUCGUGAUUUCCCUUCGGACGUGAGCAGCGUAGAUGGUCGACUACGAAGAAUAGGUUUAAACCAUCGCAGACGAUCGGCCGUCACAUCUGAUGCAGGAGCGUCGUCAUUUGGUGAUGGCUUAGACAUGCAUAUGUCAGACUUUCCAAUUUUCGAUGAUGAAUUUAACGAUGAAGCCUCGGCUGUCAGUAUGGCACCAACUGACCAAGAUAGUCAGUCACACUCUCACAAUGUCUCUGAAACCGAAGCUAUUGUAUACUUGAAUAGCGUCUUAAGAUCGGCAAACGACAAUCGGUUUAUACUACAACAGGUGGUAGAAGAGAGAGGGGAGAAAAAGGCCACUGUGGCCAAGUUAUUUGGUCAUAUAUUAGCGCUUGCUUCAAAAGGAUUAGUGAAAGUGAGUCAGGACGUUGCGUACGGAGACAUUAUCGUUAGUUCAGUUGAAUGA